UGUUUUACCAAAUUGCUAUGGUAAUUACAAAGCCUUCUAAGACACAAUUUAACUAACCCGACAACUAUUUGUGACCGUCCAUGGUUACAAGUAGAAAACUGGACCAAUACUCAAAGCGAUAUGUCUCGACGAGAAUCUUCAAGGACAAGAUCACUUGACGAAUAUGCAUGGAUUGGCUCUGCCUCUAACGCCACCACACAACCUCUGUUUCUCUCACCUCUGCUCCAGAUCUCUGGCUCACCCUUGGCUUCUCUCUUUGCAAAACCAACCUAAACCUUCGAUACGGAUACCUAGAUUCUGGAAUUACAAGCAGAAAACGAGGACUACAAGGAUUACCCCUUUGAGAGCGAGUCUCAGAGAGUCUCCUUAUGAGGUUUUGGGAUUGUCUCCCUCCGCAACUCUUGAUGAAAUCAAAAGGGCUUAUCGUAAACUUGCUCUGAAGAAUCACCCUGAUGUCAAUAAGGAGGCAAAUGCGCAGGAGAAAUUUAUGAGGAUUAAACAUGCAUACAAUACAUUACUGAAUUCUCAAUCUCGGAGGAAAUAUGACACUAGAAAUGACGGAUCUGAUUAUUCCUAUUCUCGCGCUCAAACAAGCCAAAGUAGGAAAACACACGAUGAAGAAGAGUUCUAUGGUUUUGAGGACUUCUUUAGAGAUCUUCAAGAAGAAUUCCAGAAUUGGGAAGCAAGCGCUGCUUCGCAAGGAAAGCCGAAGAGCCUAUGGGAAGAAUUGGCGGAAAUUGGAGAAGAAUUUGUGGAAUUUCUUGAGAAAGAACUCAACAUAACUGAUCAAGAGGCUGAAGUAUAUGAUGGAACUCAGACAGGCAGUUCUUUUAGAACAUCUGGGACACAGAGAACAGGAAGUGGCGGUGACGAUAAAGCAAGCGAAGGGAGCAACAUUGAGAAGAAUAUUGAUGAUAUAGAAGCUACUCUUGCUCAGUUGAAAAAGGAAUUGGGUUUAUAGAGGGGAAAUGAAUAUUUCCAGUGAUACUGAUGGUAUAGAAUCUAGUCUUGUUGAGAUGAAAAGGAAAUUGGGUUUAUAGGAGGGAAGUGCAGCUUUAAAGGUGAAGAUCAAGUUUGUUGCUAUUUUAAACGUGUCGUGUUUUGGCUGUAAGGUCUAGCGAAUGAGAACUUCAAUUACAAUUGUCUUGAGAUAUGGUA
Molecule: messenger RNA, 1158 nt
Organism: Juglans microcarpa x Juglans regia
Lineage: Eukaryota; Viridiplantae; Streptophyta; Magnoliopsida; Fagales; Juglandaceae
Product: chaperone protein DnaJ-like
Exons: 4
Coding region: 164-961 (265 amino acids)
Biological process (GO): protein refolding
Cellular component (GO): cytoplasm
Source: RefSeq, a predicted model, not a curated record